AUGAAAACAAAGUUGCAUCUCUGUAUUCUGUGGAGUGUUCUGUCACUUGGCCUCCUCAGCUGUGCAGCAGACAUUUCUAAAUCUACCAAAGACAAAACGAGAGUUUUCAGAUUGGGUUCUCCAAAACUAAAACCAACCAAAGUUUUAACAACAAGCGGCAGAAAAUCCUCCUACAGGUCUCCUCUGCUGUCUCAGUCCAACUCCCUGAAGGCUGACCCGACUCUAGCACCUGCAACACCUAUAUCCUUGCGCUCCAGGGAGCCCAAGGCAAAGACCCGGUCGGAUUUUGCUUACCUUCCAGACGUUUCUGUCACUUGCUCCACGUCCGACUUUGUCACUCGAGUCAAACCGGUCUUCUACGGUCUGGGUGCGGCGGCAGAGGAGCUGAGACUGGGCAGCUCCUGUAGAAGUAAUGGGGUUCUCAGACCCACAGGCGACCUGCUGUUCGCGUACCCUCUGACAAAGUGCGAUGCUGUGCGUCAGGUAAGAUCUCCACACGUGAAAUUGUCUCUAGACUCCAUGCACCGGAUUGAGAGCACUGUUUUUGAUCCCCCUGAAAGUUACUCCCGGGCUACCUGGUCUACAAAUUCAUCCUCCACUAUGAACCUUCAUCAAAACGUUUCCCAAGCAGAGCUCACCCGAUCGAUGUCAACAUUGAAUGUCGUUAUCAAAGGUUAGGCCUAACUUUAUCAUAAUUCAAACAUCAAGAAUGUGUUAGUCAUUACAGAAAAUGAACUUUUCCAGGAACCAUCAUGUGUACCAGCUGA
Molecule: messenger RNA, 767 nt
Organism: Xyrichtys novacula (pearly razorfish)
Lineage: Eukaryota; Metazoa; Chordata; Actinopteri; Labriformes; Labridae
Source: the annotation of a GenBank genome assembly